Messenger RNA from Olea europaea var. sylvestris, 1422 nucleotides. RefSeq names its product putative B3 domain-containing protein At5g58280. Bases 143 to 994 code for a protein of 283 amino acids. The transcript has 8 exons. The record is from RefSeq and is a predicted model, not a curated record. Lineage: Eukaryota; Viridiplantae; Streptophyta; Magnoliopsida; Lamiales; Oleaceae. Gene Ontology annotation, molecular function: DNA binding.
CAUUAACCUUUCAAAAUUCAAAAAAGUGGCGCUUUUAUCUUCCUCUCUCCACCCCUAACAUCUCUGGCUUUUUACGGUCACCCAUUUCUCUUUCCAGCUAAGAAGUAAAUCCCCAGGGCUCUGAAGAUACAUCUGGUAAUCAAUGGCAAAUGAAAGCAGUGCCAAAAGUUAUGAAGAUGCUCGAUACCAGACACUUUUAGCCAACAAAAGACGAUUGGAGGAUUUGGGGAUCUUGAAGCUAUCUAAAAGCCUAUCUGAUCUCAAAAAAAAUGACGAGUCCCAGCUUCGGCAUAUUAGACCAAAACCAACUACUAUUUAUUCGUCAGAGCCGAGACGCUCAACUCGUGCACGCAAUCCAGUUACAUCAUACCGUGAUGAUGUUGCGGUCGAGCAUCUUCCACUGCGUAAGAGAACAAAGUUGAAUUCCUCAUGGACAACCUAUCUAGCACGGCCGGUGGAAGAAGUUAGAACUGCUACGUAUGAAGAAAAAGCUCAAGCUUUGAAGUGUGCAGAGAAGCGCCAAAGCUAUCUAGAUUCUGAAAAUCCAUCUUUCGUCAAAUCAAUGCUUCGAUCUCAUGUUUAUAGUUGCUUCUGGUUGGGGCUUCCGACUAAAUUUUGUGAGAACCAUCUUCCCAAAACCACAGUAGAUAUUGUACUAGAGGAUGAAGAAGGCUCAGAAUAUGAGGCUAUUUACAUUAGCAAGAGAACUGGGCUUAGUGGAGGAUGGAGAGCAUUUGCGUUGGAUCAUAAACUGGAUGAUGGUGAUGCUUUAAUAUUUGAACUGAUUGAACCCACAAGAUUUAAGGUUUACAUAGUUAGAGCACACGAAUGUACAAAUCAAGAUGAUGAAAACCCGGUUGCAGAAGUUGAGAGUAAUGCUGAGGAAACACCUAAGGAGGUCAAAAAGCGUGGAAAGAAGAACUAUUCAAGAAAAUCUAAGAAAGAAAAAUCUUCACCAGUUCUUGCCACCAGACGGAGUUUGAGAAGAAAGUGAAUCUAUGUUGAUCAAAAGACUAAAAUGUAAGUUAUUGAAUUCCAAGAGUGGUAAUUGUGAAAGACAAUAGAACUGGCACUUUAUGGGAUUAUCAGAAAUUUACUGGAAGGGGACAAAUGAUGAAUUUACUUGUUUUGUGUCACUUGUUGAGAAUGGCUAGGGGUGUCAACUAGGAGUCUGGGAUGGCUUAGGCUUGGCCUGUCUAGAAAAAAAGUAGUCUCAACAUGGCUCAUGUUUUGUUACAGGCGGUCUAUUCUAGUUUUACCCCUCUAAGAAUGGCUUUUGUGUAGUUCAGAACAAGUCCAUGAUCAUUAGUUUAGCAGCAUAUUUGUGAUUAUCAGAAUCAUUAGUGUUUACACCUCUAAUCAAGUGGCUCAUACUGUAUUCAGAUCAAAAUGUUUAAGAAAAUUACUACGAUUUAAACAAAA